ACAAUAAGUGUACAUAACUGAUAUGCCAAUCUAAUCUUAAAUAAUUCUGUAGUGUUUACCAAGAAAAUAGGUACAUUAUGAUUAUAAAAUUAUAUUAAAGAAAUGAUAUAGAUGACGUAAUAGAAGUCAUUUUAAAAUUAAACAUUAAGCAAAUGUCUUGUAUUUAUUUUGAGAAAUACGUGUAUUUGUAUGUUAAAGCGAAAAGUAAUGCAUCAAAACGAAUAUGACUCAAGUGUUCAAUCAGAAAUGGAAGAGACGGCUCUUAGAGUAGAGCUCGAAAAUGAAUUCAAAAAUAAAAAGCAGUGUACAUAUCAGCCAUACGAGUGUACACAACUUUGUAUUGAUGGAUAUAAAUAUUGCUCCAAACAUAUUUUACAAGAUAAAAAUGCACCAUUCAAACAAUGCUCAUUUAUUUAUAGCAGUAAUGGAAAAAGAUGCAACCUACCUGCUCCUAGAAGUGAUAAAAAAGAUUAUGGGUACUGUAACGAACACGCUUUAAAAGCUACGCUAGCGAGAAAUAGACAAAAUGCAAAACAUCCUCUACCACGUACUGCUGAAGUUUUACUCCAUUCUUUGUCUCAUUAUGUAAAAAAACCAAGAAAUAGGAGUAACUCUUCCAGUACACAACAUUCCGAUGAUGGAGAUCGACUAACACCAGAUUCUGAAUUAAAAUCAGCCAAAUUCUUAGACCCAUUUGUUGAUUUCGAUGCUAACGCCGUGUACAAUGAUAAAUGUAACCAGGUACUCGAUGUAUGUAGUGAAUCAGAAAGUGACAUAGAAGCUUCAACAUUUUCCUCUGUUUGGCAAGAUGCACAAGCUGAUAGCUCUGAUGAUGAAAGUAUAGAUUCUGAUAAUGAUGAUGUUUUAAAACACGCAAAUGUUUAUACAGCUGAAGAGGUUACCCUUAUGACCAGGGAUAAAUUAAUAAGGCUACAAUCUUUAUAUAUUGAACAAUAUCGUCAUUUACAAUAUUUAUUGACUAAAAAGAGGAGAAAGUAUCUUCAUGCAUUGAAACGUGAAAAGGAGACGUGUUGUAACAUUUACAAUCAAAUUAGAGAUAACCCGAAAGAACAGAGGUUGUAUAGAAAAUUGAAAGCGCUAAACAAUUAUCAAAAAUGCCACGGUACAGAUGCCAUUCUAAGUAAACGAUUAAGGGAUCUUAGAAUGAAGUCUUCGGAAGGUAAUUCAAAAACACAGGUUUAUUCGAAAUGUAUAUUUACUGAAGGAGGAGUAAAAUGUGGCGAAAGAUCUUUACCAUUGGCUAAACAUUGCCAAAAACACAUAUUAGAGGAUCCACAUCAGGUUCUAUUCCGUGCUUGUGGGAAAGUAACAGCUGAUGUUGAAUGUCCUACUUCCAUUGCUGCUAUUUUUGAAGAUGCAACUUGCCCUCUCCACCUUGAAAUACCCCCAUUAAGAUCUUACUGUCAUGUUAGGAAAGAUUCAGAAUCGGAUGCUGAUGAAACUGUCGAUAAUCAUAUGAACUUUCAACCACCUACUCAUCUAACUGACAACAUUAAAACAGAAUUUAUAGAUUAUAGUAUUCCACCGGACAUACCGAAAAUGGAAUCUCUACCUACUAUGUUAUUCGAAGAAAGUGUACAGGAUGUUUCUGAAGAUGUGUCCAAUAAUAGUUCCACAAUUAAUUUGAACUUUUCAAAAACUCUAGAAGUUGAUAAGUCAUUGGAAAGUGAUAGAGACAAUAAAAUGGAAUUAUCAACAGAAAUAAUUGAUGAUAAAGUCGAUACUAAAGAGGAUGAUUUAGGAAUAAAUGAAGGAGUUGAUACUAAGAAGGACGGUUUGAUAGUGAAUGAAGAAGAUGUCAGUAAGAAUGUUGUUAAAGGUGAUGAAAAUAAUGCUGCAGUUGAAGAAACUAAUAAUACCGUAGAAGAACUUAUGGAUAUCACAGAAAAUGAUAUUGUUACAGAAAAUACUGUCAACAAAGGAAUUAAUUCAGUAGAUGAAAAGUCCAAUUUUACUGAACAAAUCAUGGCUACUGAUCACACUUCGAGUAUGGGAGAUACAGCUGUAGAUGCCCUUCUUAAAGCAGCUGAAAUAAUUAAUGACCAGGAUAAUAUAAAAAAAAUGAACGUUGAAAAUUCUGGUGUUAAUAAUGAAGAAUCUCAAAUUGAGGAAGUAAAAACUUGUGAUGUUACCGAUAAUGAUAAAAAUGAUGAAAUAGUACAAGAUGGUACUAAUAAUUGAAUGUUUUCUUUUUUUUUAAGAUAAGUUGUUAUGUAAGUUUUUUUUAAUAAAUUUAUAUAUAAAAA
Messenger RNA from Diorhabda sublineata, 2267 nucleotides. RefSeq names its product KAT8 regulatory NSL complex subunit 2 (gene dgt1). The record is from RefSeq and is a predicted model, not a curated record. Lineage: Eukaryota; Metazoa; Arthropoda; Insecta; Coleoptera; Chrysomelidae. Bases 190 to 2202 code for a protein of 670 amino acids. Gene Ontology annotation, cellular component: NSL complex. The transcript is spliced from 9 exons.